GGCGUGGUAAUGUAUGCGAGUCCAUUCUCCGGUCCACCGCCAAAUUCAAACAGUGAAAGAAAGAAACAGAACAACAAGCGAAGCAGAAACUCACCCCUUGUAACAAUAUCAGGUCAGCAUGACAUCUUCAGUAAUGGAUGGAGUUGGCAGAGCUGUUGUGGGAGUCUGGCGUGCACACACAGUCCUGGAUGAGUCUGAUGGGGCUGAAAGUUCCCCAGAAGCGCCUGAUCGUUUCCGCAAGCAACGCUCCUCAUCUUCGCUUAAUUCUCUACGAAUGUCUUUACGCAAGAGGCUCCCACUACGCACCGUCCAGACCAACUCUCUCCCUGAAAAUCCGACUUGGGAGCCCAUUAAAGAGCAACCACAACCAAACGCCAUGCGCAAACUCACUCGCAGUGCUCGCAAUUCAAUCAGAGGAGUGUAUCAGAAGCUGCAGAGAACAAGAGAGUUUUCACGUGAAGAGUGUUUGGUAGAAACACCAGGUCGGGAAGAUGGUCCAUCAACUUCUCGCACCCCAAGACGAACACCUGGUCGAGGUGCAACACCCAGGCGCACCCCUAGAUCAGCAGCAAAGCCCAGUCAUACCCCAGGCUCAAGAGGAAGAAGGACUCCUGAGGCUGGAGUACGAGGGGUGAGAACGGGAGGAGGCAGGAGGCAGCUGGUUCGCAUGGCUGCUUUACGGAGUCCCUUUGCUUCACCAAAUACACAGAACCAGAGAACAAAGUUUGACCAAGAUUUAGAGUCUGUGUCCAGUGGGCUCAGGAGACUCAAACAUCUGUCCAGGGCCUUUGAAAACCUCAUCGGCAGAGAUGAACGCAGGCCAUUCAACUAUUCUCUAAUGGUGGAGUAGGGACGAAGAUCCAGUACAAAGGAACGUUCUGGAGGAGCAGUGAUGAGAAAGUUGGACCCCAACGCUAAACUCUGUCCCUCAAACCUCUCACGGCGGGCCACCAAACUUUCGAACAGACUUGGAGGUUGGGCCAACACAGCUGUGAACACUAUUCGCAAACCCAACUAAACUACACAUAAAUGUGUACGUACAACAUGGGACCUUUAGUAGCCAUAUUAUCUCUGAGGUAUCACUGUUACAUUUAUACGUAGUGUUGUCAUGAUACUGGGGGGCUGUUACAUGUAAGCUUGUUUUUUUACAUCUAUACUGUGUUUAAUUAGCAACACUUAAGGUUUUUUUGUGUUUACAUGUCUCAGGUUAGCUGGUUGUGGAUUUUAUCCCUAUUUUAGCUACCAAAGGGAUUUCUGUAUUGUGGUUUAUGUACCUUUAUUAUAGCUGCUACGACCAAAUGUCUUAGUUACAUUGUCAUAAUACUAACACUUUAGUUUUAUUCUCACUCUCUGAAGAGAAACGCUUUAAGUUUCUUAUUUGUACACAAGGCCAAAAUUAUAUCAGCAGAACUAACACUAAAUUUACUGACGGAUGGGGAGAGUUGUUUCCUCCAUUUUACAUGUAUGCAAUAAUGUUACUAACAUUUCUAUAUUAUAUAUUUCAUUUGAUUAUGCCAAAUUUUUAAGUGUAUUUUCUAUGAAACAGGACUUUUUAUAUUUUCAGCUUAGGCAGGUUUGAUUGAGAUUUUUUUUCACUCCUUCUCUUGCGUCACGGGGUAAAACUGUUAAUGGUCUGUGGAUGAUUCAUGGACUGAUGCUGUGAACAUAAAUCAUUUAGUAAUGUGAUGGGAAAGACGUAAUGGGUCAUUACAUGAUGAUGAUGUUAUAAAACCACAUCCGGCAGGUUAUUAGUGUAGUGACAAACAACCUUCAAUGACGCAAAACUCUCUUCUCUACAUAAUUUGUAUUGGAAUCUUUUUCCUGUAAAGAUGAGAGAAAGCAACAGUUCCUGAAAUGUGAAAAAAAGCAAUAAACCUGUAAUGUUUAAAAAAAAAAGAUUCUUGGUUUAU
This is a messenger RNA of Cheilinus undulatus (humphead wrasse), 1910 nucleotides long. RefSeq lists its product as uncharacterized. The coding region runs from base 119 to 850 and encodes 243 amino acids. Lineage: Eukaryota; Metazoa; Chordata; Actinopteri; Labriformes; Labridae. The record is from RefSeq and is a predicted model, not a curated record. The transcript is spliced from 6 exons.